This is a messenger RNA of Apiotrichum porosum, 1302 nucleotides long. RefSeq lists its product as uncharacterized. The coding region runs from base 1 to 1302 and encodes 433 amino acids. The transcript is spliced from 4 exons. NCBI's taxonomy places the organism in Eukaryota, Fungi, Basidiomycota, Tremellomycetes, Trichosporonales, Trichosporonaceae. The record is from RefSeq and is a predicted model, not a curated record.
AUGGAUGGCACGGCGAAGCCGGUCCUUGGUGAGCCCAGGUCACCUUUGGGGAGCGACUGGAAGGCACCUGUCACCAUCAGCCACCAACUCUUCCCUCAUAUCAUGGACCUCAUCCUGCUCAACCCAGCGUCCUGGAUUCCCUUUCGAGCCACUUGCAAGGAAUACUACUACCGAGUCGAGCCGUUGCUCCACCGACACCUGGUGAUCACCGACACCGACUGGGAUCCACGUCGCGUGUGCGGUCCUGACGGGCAAAUGUGUGACGACCGUGAGGGUCUGGAGCACUUCCUUAUACAUUCACCCCAUGGCAGGCUCCCAAGCUUCCAACCGCGACGAUUCUACGGAGGUCCGAACGCGCCCAAGGCAGACGAGUCCCUCGCCGCCUCAAUUUGUGUCGACACACUCGGUGGCGAAGUUGCCCGGGCCAAACGUCUCCUUCGUCAAGCCCAGGUCGUGGAUGUGCGUGCAUUGCUUUACGCAGGUAACUGGACAUCCAAAGCGCUCGGCAAGGUCGACACUGCGCGGUUUUUUAUUGACUGGGGCAUUUCGUAUUGCCGCCCCCUAUCCGCACGCCAUUGCACCGUCGAAUUACCCAUCCACGCCAACAGGAUCGUUCUUGUCCCACUUCUGAAUGUCUCCCAUUGCUGGAACGGCCCCGAGUGGGUCCAUGGGCUAUCGACCGACAGUCAAGAUGUUAUCUUUGAAGACUACGGGCUUCCAGCGGGCACCCUCGAGGUCGUUUCCUUUGUCAUCGGCUUCCAGGACAACAUGCCAUGCUGGAUACCGCUUGACGUCACUGCCUACCUGACAUCACUGAAGCACAUGGUCUUUAUUUUGACAGAGAACCAGGGUCAAGACCAGACGCCACAGGCUCGUCUUUGCCCAACAGACUGUUCAUGUCAUUGGGACGGCUUUCGGGACGCAAUUUUCCAUGUCCUGGCGGCCAUUACCUGUAACGAUAACCUGCGCCUCACUAUCGUUGACGACAACAUCACUACCAGCACCUCGGAGCUAUCCAAGUUCUUAUCCCAAAUCCGCACAGCCGUCGAGGUGCUGGAGACCAAGACUCCAUCAAAGAUCAUCAGCGAUCGCAUGGCCUUCAUGCUGUCCCGAAACGAUUACGAACAAACUCUCUCGGAGGAUGACAUUGCUAUCGAAUUUCCUGAUCGCCACCUAUGGACCGGAGAUGUGUGCGACUAUUCGAGCCCGUACCGUCAAGGCGCCACCGUCCUUCCCGAUACAGACUUGUUCGAUCAGCGUCGCCUCGGCAGCAGUCAUGGUCGCCUCGCGCUCCUCCCUUAG